Molecule: messenger RNA, 1588 nt
Organism: Octodon degus (degu)
Lineage: Eukaryota; Metazoa; Chordata; Mammalia; Rodentia; Octodontidae
Gene: Sntg1
Product: syntrophin gamma 1
Exons: 17
Coding region: 27-1580 (517 amino acids)
Cellular component (GO): dystrophin-associated glycoprotein complex; intracellular anatomical structure
Molecular function (GO): structural molecule activity; protein binding
Source: RefSeq, a predicted model, not a curated record
CCACGUCUUCUGAGGUGCCGCAGCACAUGGAUUUCAGGACCGCCUGUGAGGAGACAAAGACAGGGACUUGUUUGCUGCAGGAUGGUAAUCAGGAGCCUUUCAAAGUCCGGCUGCACCUAGCCAAAGACAUUCUGAUCAUCCAGGAGCAGGACGUGAUAUGCGUGUCGGGUGAGCCUUUCUAUUCUGGUGAAAGGACGGUGACCAUCCGAAGACAAACUGUAGGAGGAUUUGGACUAAGCAUAAAGGGAGGAGCAGAGCAUAACAUUCCAGUUGUCAUUUCAAAAAUCUCCAAAGAACAGAGAGCGGAACUUUCAGGGUUGCUCUUUAUUGGAGAUGCAAUUCUACAGAUAAAUGGAAUUAAUGUGAGAAAAUGCAGGCACGAAGAAGUGGUUCAGGUUCUUCGGAACGCCGGAGAAGAAGUGACCUUAACAGUCUCUUUCUUGAAAAGAGCACCCGCCUUCCUCAAGCUCCCGCUGAAUGAAGACUGUGUGUGUGCUCCGAGCGACCAGAGCAGUGGCACCUCCUCUCCUCUUUGUGACAGUGGCUUACAUCUUAACUACCAUCCCAACAACACGGACACGCUGUCCUGCUCCUCCUGGCCGACCUCGCCUGGCCUGCGUUGGGAGAAGCGGUGGUGCGACCUGCGGCUGCUCCCGCUGCUGCACUCGCGGUUCUCGCAGUAUGCACCUGGGACUGACCUGAGCAGGCAAAACGCUUUUCAAGUCACUGCUGUGGAUGGGGUCUGCAGUGGGAUCAUCCAGUGCCUCUCCACGGAAGAUGCUCUUGACUGGCUACAAGCAAUAGCAACUAAUAUUUCAAACCUCACAAAGCACAAUAUUAAAAAAAUCAACAGAAACUUUCCUGUAAACCAGCAGAUUGUGUACAUGGGCUGGUGCGAAGCCAGGGAGCAGGACCCGCUGCAGGACCGGGCGUAUUCGCCCACGUUUCUGGCUCUUAGGGGUUCUUGUCUUUACAAGUUUCUGGCUCCUCCGGUGACCACCUGGGACUGGACCCGAGCAGAAAAAACAUUCUCAGUUUAUGAGAUUAUGUGCAAGAUUCUCAAGGACAGUGACCUGCUGGACCGGCGGAAACACUGCUUCACCGUCCAGUCCGAAUCCGGGGAGGACCUGUACUUCUCGGUGGAGUUGGAGAGUGACCUGGCCCAGUGGGAAAGGGCCUUUCAAACAGCUGCUUUUCUGGAAGUGGAACGGAUACAGUGCAAGACAUACGCGUGUGUACUGGAGAGCCAUCUCAUGGGCCUCACGAUCGACUUUAGCACAGGCUUUAUCUGCUUCGAUGCUGCCUCCAAGGCUGUACUUUGGAGGUACAAAUUUUCUCAGCUUAAAGGUUCUUCAGAUGAUGGCAAGAGCAAAAUCAAAUUUUUGUUUCAGAAUCCAGAUACUAAACAGAUUGAAGCAAAGGAGUUGGAAUUUUCAAACUUAUUUGCUGUCCUCCACUGCAUUCACUCCUUCUUCGCUGCCAAGGUGGCCUGCUUGGACCCCCUGUUCUUAGGGAAUCAGGCUACUACUUCUGCUGCUGCCAGCUCCGCCGCCACAAGCAAAGCCAAGUAUCCCACUUGACGUCCUCA